CGGAUGUAGGAUGUUCGCUGGACUUUAGCUCUUCUAGACUUCAUGACGUGUUUGCAGCUGUAAAAGCCAAGAUGACUCAAGUAAGCCAUCAGCAAUGGGGAACAGUGAGCGGUGUGGGCAGCGUGGACAUGUGGGUUCUCCAGUCCUCCAUGGUGCAGGUGGAGGUCCUCACUCUUGGUGCCAUUAUAAGGUCUGUGAACUGCAAAGGGAAGAAUAGUAAGAUGGAGGAUGUAGUCCUGGGCUAUGAUGAUCUGGAAGGGUACGUGUCAGAUAAACGAUAUCUGGGUGCUGUGGUGGGCCGUGUAGCCAACAGGAUUGCUCGGGGACACUUUGUAGUUGAAGGAAAAGAGUACCAGCUUGACAUCAACAAUGGACCUAAUGCGCUACAUGGAGGUCUACGGGGCUUCAAUAAGGCUAUCUGGCUUGCUACAGAGGUGGAAGGUGGUGUGAGCCUGAGUCUUACCAGUCCAGAUGGAGACCAGGGCUAUCCUGGUGAGGUUCAGGUCUCCGUCUCCUACACUCUACAGACCAGGAGUCGAACCAGGGGCGAGGACCUCUUCAGGCAGACCAGGGGUCGAACCAGGGGCGAGGACCUCUUUGUGCAGAUCAGGGGUCGAACCAGGGGUGAGGACCUCUGUAGACGGGCCAGGGACGAAGACCUCUGCAGAUGGGCCAGGGAUGAAGACCUUUACAGAUGGGCCAGGGACGAAGAACUCAGGCGGACCGGGAUCUUCUGUGAUCGGGCCGGGAGCGAAGACCUUAGACGAGCCAGGAGCGAGGACCUCAGGCGGGCCGGGAUCAUCUGCGGUCAAGCCAGGAGCAAAGACCUCAAGUGGACCAGGAUCAUCUGCGGUCAAGCCAGGAGCAAAGACCUCAAGUGGGCCAGGAUCUUCUGUGGUCGAGCCAGGAGUGAAGACCUCAGGCGGGCUGAAAGCGAAGACCUCAGCCGUUGA
Molecule: messenger RNA, 953 nt
Organism: Nematolebias whitei (Rio pearlfish)
Lineage: Eukaryota; Metazoa; Chordata; Actinopteri; Cyprinodontiformes; Rivulidae
Product: galactose mutarotase-like
Exons: 5
Coding region: 72-953 (293 amino acids)
Biological process (GO): beta-D-galactose catabolic process via UDP-galactose, Leloir pathway; glucose metabolic process
Molecular function (GO): aldose 1-epimerase activity; carbohydrate binding
Source: RefSeq, a predicted model, not a curated record